Penicillium cataractarum is the source of this 2124-nucleotide messenger RNA. It is a transcript of the gene dspD, whose product is annotated as putative protein-tyrosine phosphatase. Gene Ontology annotation, cellular component: cytosol; cytoplasm; nucleus. The coding region runs from base 1 to 2124 and encodes 707 amino acids. Gene Ontology annotation, molecular function: protein tyrosine/threonine phosphatase activity; MAP kinase tyrosine/serine/threonine phosphatase activity. NCBI's taxonomy places the organism in Eukaryota, Fungi, Ascomycota, Eurotiomycetes, Eurotiales, Aspergillaceae. The transcript has a single exon. Gene Ontology annotation, biological process: protein dephosphorylation; negative regulation of MAPK cascade. The record is from RefSeq and is a predicted model, not a curated record.
AUGCCGGUACAAACAAGUCCACCGUCCUUUCCGGACUCGUUCCCAUCGUUUAUGUCGGUAUAUGGUGGAUUCCCUUCGCGUUAUAAAGAGGACGAGCAUACAAUCCACCCACUCCAAGUUCCAGCCCAUGUUCCAGUGAAUACGAAUUCGUCGCGACGUUUCUUCCCUUCCGUGCAUCGCGAAAGUAUCUCGUCAAUGACCUCGGGCUCGACAGAGUCCUCACCCACGACUACAAUCCCGCCGUUCGACUCUCCUUCCACGGGCGACGUUUCCCCAAGCUCUUCUCCAGAAACCCCUUCGGCAAUGCCACUAUCCUAUCCUAAAUUCACACCACACAUCCGCCCGGUGGAGGUGGGCCCACUGUCCACCAUGACUGCCGACAGCUCCAGGUUAUUGCCAGCGCCAAACCCUGCGCGCCCGGACUCGCCCGGACGACGAGCACGCAACUUGAAGAAUCUUUCAUUACGUAUGCCCCUGCCUUCGCAGUCCCGACCUCCCAUUGCGACUGCAUCGAUGCUCGAGACCUCAUCAAAGCACCACCUCUCUGCCCCACCUUCUCCCAUUCAGAUUCCCCCGAAGAGCGGCCGACGCCGCCCUGCAAACCUCACCAUCCGCACUCCGGGCUUCGAUAAAUCCUUCACUAAUGUUCCCGAUUUGGUUCCCCCGACACCUCUGGGACGUCAGUCCUUGCGACAUGCCGAAUCAUCACCCUCGCUCGCAUCGAUCACGUCUCCUGGCUUUGCCCCGCGGGGUGGUAUGCAGCUUCCCCAGCCAAUGUCACAUCAGGGCACCCGGCGUCUAUCGGCCACAUCAUCUGACGAUGCAGUCUCUCCGUUGACAUCCAUGCCCGACGACGGUUCUACCUUCUCCCAACGCGCGAUUCCUGAACUGGCGGAAGAGGAUGAGCCCAUGGCUUCCCGAGAGUCUACUCGUGGUACCGACCGCGGCUAUCCCAAUGGACCUAUUCGGAUUUACGACACCGGGGUGUUCCUAUACUUGGAACCUACCGCGGAAGAAGCGGCGCAAUUCGACGUGGUAAUUAAUGUCGCUAAGGAAGUCAAGAAUCCCUUCAAUGCGGAAAAUCAAGGGCGGAAUGAUACGGUCAUGAGUACGUGGCGCAACGCCUCGAUGGCCUCGAAGCGGUUUUCUGGCGGUGAUCCCCAGACUGCUAUUUCCGAAAUCUCCUUCAAGUCGGCAUUUGAAUUCCAGCCUUCUGAAUCUGGAUCCGCAACCCCGACUACCCCCAAGCCUAAAUCUACCACCCCCGAAUACAUCCACGUUGGCUGGGAUCACAACUCGGAGAUCCUUGACGAUCUUCUUCCCUUGUGUGAACUGAUCGACGACCGGAUAGCUCAGGGUAAAAAGGUCCUGAUUCAUUGCCAGCUGGGUGCCAGCCGCUCGGCGUCUUUGGUGAUCGCGUAUGGCUUGUACAAGAAUCGAAAUUUGGAUUUCAAUGCGAUGUAUGAACUGGUCAAGGGACGCAGCCAAUGGGUAGGACCGAACAUGAGUCUCAUCUACCAACUCACCGACUACCGCUCUCGCUUACUGCGGGGAUCUCCUUCCUCGCGACCGGCCCCUCGCGAGUGGUUUGUUCAAACUGGUCGCAGAAGCUCCGAGCCUCAGGUCACCCGCGCUGAGCGAGAGGAGGCUCAGCAACAAGCGGCCCAAGGUCUCUCACCGGCACCAUUAAUGGGACUUCUCGCUGCUCCGCCGACCAGAUCCUUGCGCCCACAGACUAGUGGUAAUGGGAAUAGAUCUCCCAAGCGCAGUUUGUCUCCUCGUCCACUGCCCUUCCGACAGAAGUUCCAGUCCGUGGAGCCUGCAUUCGGUCGCCCGCGCGGCAUCCCACGCAGUGUCAGCAGCUGUGACCCACUGGUCCAAACUCACGUAUAUCUUCGUGAUGCUCCAGGAUCCCCCGAUCCAGGAGCUGGCUUCUUCUCCCCAAGAACAUCCGGCUUCUUGGCCCCACCUCUACCUAUACCAUCAUUAUCUGCUCGCGGAGUUGAUAGUACGAUCGCUGAAAACUCCAGCUCGAUACAAUAUGCCAAGGACACUGCUGAUCCACGUUCUCCUCCCGCAGGAGGAGAGCGCAUGAUCCUGAGGAACAUUGAUGAGUUCCUAUAA